AUGUCACCCAUGGUGGCCCUGGAUGUGAAGCUUGGCUGGGCUCUAGCCCUGGCUCAAGCCCCGGUGCGCGGUGGGGGACGUCCCCACAGCUCCGCUGCCCAGGGUCGGCACAGAGCCCGCUGUGACGGCGUGGACGGGCAGUGUGGGCUGUUCUUCUUGGGCAUGUUUUUCCCGCAUCGGAUUGAUUUCACAGAAAUCCCAGCGGCAUCCAGCAUGCCCGAGUGCAACGGGAGCGUGCCGCCAGAGCAGGGCCCGCUCCCACCCAUCGGGGUCAUCGAUGAAACGGCAAAAUCCGUCGGGACGGCUCCUUACGUGAGUGCAGGAGUGAGCCCUGAGGCUGCACCUGCAGAAGAGAAUCAGGAGGGGAACAGGAAUUCGUUGGCAGAGGACAGAGCCCGUGGGGGCUGUGACGGAGAGAAGCACUGCGAAGAAAAGCGAGAGGAAGGCGAUGGGACGCUACAGCAGGGACCAGCGGAUACCCAGGACACGGGAACGGACGGCCAGCAGCCGGAGGAAGGGCCAGGCAGCGGGGGGACGCCGGUGAGCAGUGGGGAGCGAGGGCCAGGGACGGCAGCCAGCCCCGGCGAGGGGGAGGAGCGUGGGAGCGGAGGGGAGAAGGAGGAGGAGGAGGAGGAGGAGGACACUGAAGAGGAUGAAGUUCAGGUGAUCGAAAUCAAGGAGAACAGUGAGGCGUCCUGUCUAAAGCAGCAGGACAGGGGCAAGGAGGUGUCUCCCCUGACCAGCCCCGGCUGCAACUCCCAGGCAGAGAAACUGGGGGAUCAGCCCAGCCUGGGGAAAAAAAAUGAUAUCUCCAGACACAGCUAUUCCAGAUACAACACAAUCUCCUACCGGAGGAUUAGAAAAGGAAACACCAAACAGCGGAUCGAUGAAUUUGAAUCCAUGAUGCACUUAUGA
Egretta garzetta (little egret) is the source of this 915-nucleotide messenger RNA. RefSeq names its product ermin (gene ERMN). The record is from RefSeq and is a predicted model, not a curated record. Gene Ontology annotation, molecular function: actin filament binding. Bases 1 to 915 code for a protein of 304 amino acids. NCBI's taxonomy places the organism in Eukaryota, Metazoa, Chordata, Aves, Pelecaniformes, Ardeidae. Gene Ontology annotation, biological process: actin filament organization; morphogenesis of a branching structure; regulation of cell projection organization. The transcript has 6 exons. Gene Ontology annotation, cellular component: internode region of axon; extracellular exosome; filopodium.